AUGUAUGAACUGUAUGAGCAGUUGUUACCUACGAAGCUCUACACAAAGGAGAAGACGCAAACCUCCACCGACGGCGAAGUUCUAUGCAGGUUAUGUGGGAAGGUAGCUGAGAGCGUUGCACAUGUACUGGCUGGAUGUUCCUCCCUGGCACAAACCAAGUACCUAUACAGGCAUAAUGCAGCUUUGAAGAUUCUGUUUUUUGAGCUCCUGCGAGAGCAUGGGUUAAUGGAAGAGGUUCCACCAUGGUACUCACCGGUGAUGCCAAAACCAGCCUACCAGAACACCACGAGUGAGGCGUUUUGGGAUAUUCCCAUCUAUGCAGAGCACAACGAAGUUAGAGCAAAUCGGAUCGACGCGCGACUUGUCAACCACGAGAGGAAAGAAGUCUGCACAAUUGAAAUGAGCUGCCCAUGGAUUGAGAUUAGAGCUAAGAAAGAUGAGGAAAAGACACUCAAGUAUGGGCCCAUGAUGUGGGAGCUGAAGCAGAGAUACAAUGGUUACAGGGUUGAACAGUACAACGUAAUAAUUGACGUACUGGGGGGUUACUCUAAACACCUAGAGAAGUCGGUGAGGAAGCUACUUGGAGCGAGAGCACGGAGCGUACUUGAGCGAAUGCAGAAGUCGCUCAUCUCAAACACUUUAAACAUUGCCAGAACAUUUAAGAUAAAUACUUAGUUAGGGCGCUAUGGACUUCAGUUUUUAGGUUUUUGUUUUUUCUCUAGAAAUCUAGAAACACAAGCUUGCUGACGUUUUUACUUAGAUUUUUUACAACAUUAGAGUGUGAUAUUAUUAUAAAUAUGUUUUUAGUAGAGAUAGCGAAGGUUUUACAGAGUAUCAGAAUUUAAUAAUAUUCUAAAUUGGCUUUUUAAGUAGAGAGAUUUAUAUCACUAUGUAUAAGCUUUUAGUAGAGAUAGCGAAGGUUUUACAGAGUAUCAGAAUUUAAUAAUAUUGUAAAUUGGCUUUUUAAGUAGAGAGAUUCUUAUCACUAUGUAUUUUAGGAUUGUAUUAGGUUUCGUAUCGACCUUUUUUUACUUCUAAGUAUAGCUUCUCAAGUGGUGUAGGUUACGCUAUGCGCCCUAUACUACUCAUAAUGUGGACAGCAUUCCAAAGUUUCAUACUGCGACAUAAUAAUAAUAACAAAAUAGAAGCUAUCAAUAGUCUUGCAGUCCCAGUUGUGCAAUAUAGCUUUGGCAUCAUUGACUGGAAAAUCUCAGAACUGAAGAAGAUUGACACAAAAACACGCAAACUAUUGAACAUGCACAAGAUGUUACAUCCUAAAGCAGAUGUGGAAAGGCUGUACAUCCCAAGAAAAGAUGGAGGUAGGGGCCUGAUUGAUGUAGAAACAGCAUUCAAAACUGCAACAAUAGGGCUUGAUCACUAUCUGAAGCACAAGGAAGGGCAAUAUCCAGAGUAG
This is a messenger RNA of Porites lobata, 1414 nucleotides long. Lineage: Eukaryota; Metazoa; Cnidaria; Anthozoa; Scleractinia; Poritidae. The record is from the annotation of a GenBank genome assembly.